AUACUCCAAACCCGUCUCUCUCUCUCUCUCUCUCUCUCUCUCUCUCUCCAAUGGCGCUCUGCAAAACCGCUCUCUAGCGUCCAAGACCGCCAUCCCAAAACCGCCAAUGGCUCCACCAAUCCCCCUCAUCUUCCUUCUCCUUCUCUUCCUUCCCUUCUCAAAACCAGAUCUCCAAUCCGACAAAACCGCUCUUCUCGCCUUCAAAACCGCCGUUGGGAAAUCCCUCCCGUGGAACGCGUCCCUACUAGUCUGCCAAUGGCAAGGCGUGCACUGCGAGUCAAACCGCGUGACUAGCGUACGCCUCCCCGGCGUCGGCCUGAUGGGCCCCAUCCCUCUCUCCACCGUCGGAAAUCUGACACAACUCCGCACUCUCAGCCUCCGUUUCAACGCUCUCACAGGUCAACUCCCCUCUGACCUCGCCCGCUGCACCGACCUCCGCAACCUCUACCUGCAGGGUAACCACUUCUCCGGCGAGAUCCCGCCGUUCAUCUUCACUCUGCAGAAUCUCAUCCGUCUGAACCUCGCUGGCAAUAACUUCUCCGGCCAGAUCUCGCCGGAUUUCAACAAGCUGACCAGGCUCGGCACGCUCUACCUCGAGAACAACCAACUCGACGGUCAGAUCCCCGAUCUGAAACUCUCCUUUCUGGAGCAGUUCAACGUCUCCUUCAAUCAGUUGAAUGGAUCUAUACCGUUGGAUCUCCGACGGCAUUCGUCGGACGCCUUCAAUGGGAACUCGCUCUGCGGCAUGCCGCUGAUCCCGUGCCCCGGUGAGGAGAAUCCGUCGAAGAAGAAGCUCUCCGGCGGUGCGAUUGCCGGGAUUGCCGUCGGAUCGGCUGUAGCAGUCCUCUUGAUUCUCAUAAUUUUGAUCUUCCUCUGCCGGAGGAAGAGCAUCCGGAAGACGAGAUCAGUCGAAUCAGCGGCAUUGCCAAAGCCGGCGAUGGAUGACUUGGGUGGGCCGAUUGAGAAACCGACGGCAGCGAUGGCGGAUCGGGAGAAUGGGGUGGCUCCGAUGGUGGAGAUGGGUAAGAAAGGGGGAGGAGGGGAUACGAUUGUGAAUCAUGGGAAGAAGCUGGUCUUUUUUGGGAAUUCGAGGGGUUUUGAUUUGGAGGAUUUGCUGAGGGCUUCAGCUGAGGUUUUGGGGAAGGGGACGUUUGGUACGGCUUUCAAGGCGGUUUUGGAAGUUGGGGCGGUUGUGGCGGUUAAGCGGCUGAAAGAAGUUGGGGUUGAGGAGAAGGAGUUUAGAGAGAAGAUCGAGGCCGUUGGAUCGGUGGACCACGAGAAUAUUGUGCCGUUGAGGGCGUAUUAUUUCAGCAAGGAUGAGAAGCUCCUUGUCUAUGAUUACAUGCCCAUGGGCAGCCUUUCUGCACUUCUGCAUGGAAACAGAGGAGCGGGAAGGACACCGCUAAACUGGGAAGCCCGGUCUGGCAUUGCCCUUGGUGUGGCCCAUGCCCUUGAGUAUCUCCACCGUCGGGGACCCACCGUCUCCCACGGCAACAUCAAAUCCUCCAAUAUCCUCCUCACAAAAUCCUACGAAGCCCGUGUUUCUGACUUCGGACUCGCCCAGCUCGCAGCCCCCACAUCCACCCCCAACCGCAUCGCUGGCUACCGUGCUCCGGAAGUGACGGAUCCACGUAGGGUGUCCCAGAAGGCCGAUAUCUACAGCUUUGGCGUGCUGCUGCUGGAGCUGCUCACGGGCAAGGCCCCGACCCACACUCUCCUCAACGAGGACGGGGUCGAUCUCCCGAGAUGGGUGCAGUCGGUGGUCCGUGAUGAGUGGACGGCCGAGGUGUUCGACCUUGAGCUCCUGAGGUACCAGACUGUCGAAGAGGAGAUGGUGCAGCUCUUGCAGCUUGCGAUCGACUGUGCCACACAGUACCCAGACAAGCGCCCGUCUAUGUCGGAUGUGGUGCAGCGGAUUGAAGAGCUCCGGAGCACGAGCCUGCUGCCACAAGAGCUAGACCAAUCUCACUAUCUGAUCGGCAAUGCGAAUGGCGGGUCAUCUCGGAUGAUGAAUUCAGUUGAUGGGUCCGGGCCGCCACCACAUCCCACCACCCUCUUGGAUUGAAGGAUCAAUCAAUUUUAGCCGUUGGAUCUCGCAUUUGUUUGUUGAUGCUUAGGCAUGGUUUAAGAAGGGGGGGUUUUUUUUUUUUUUCUUUUCUUUUAUUUUCAUUAAGCACAACUGUGUAAUUUUUUCCCACUUUCAUAGCUUCUUUUUUUUUUUCAUUUAUUGAUGAUAUUGAGAUAUACGGUGAGUCGGUGAUAAUGGGGUGGGGUUUGUUGUUAUUGUUGUUGUUAUUGUUGUUGUUGAAGUUUGGGUGAAUAAUCAAAAGUGUAAUGGGAGGAGAGUAGUCUCAUUCGAUUGGUUAUUUGCUGUAAUUACAAUUGUUUAGUUUUGAAGUUUCUUUGUAAUUUUCU
Molecule: messenger RNA, 2415 nt
Organism: Magnolia sinica
Lineage: Eukaryota; Viridiplantae; Streptophyta; Magnoliopsida; Magnoliales; Magnoliaceae
Product: probable inactive receptor kinase RLK902
Exons: 2
Coding region: 107-2065 (652 amino acids)
Biological process (GO): protein phosphorylation
Molecular function (GO): ATP binding; protein kinase activity; protein binding
Source: RefSeq, a predicted model, not a curated record